AUGGCGUGCGAAGAACUGACGGAUUUCUUAGGAAAUAUCGAACAAAAGAUUGGUAAAGAAAGCUACGAGAUAAUAUUAACAAACACAUUAAGAGAUAAUAACUUUACAUCUCGGCUCUCAUUAAAGCUGCUAGAUCCGGAAAAUUUAGACGUUAUAUUUGCCAAAAGUAAACUGCCUCUUGGAUCUCGAAAAAUUCCUGAGUACCACUUGGAUUUGCUACGCAAUGAAUCGCCGUUAUCAAAGCCUAAACCACAGCGAACCGAUCGCGCAG
Messenger RNA from Paramuricea clavata, 271 nucleotides. NCBI's taxonomy places the organism in Eukaryota, Metazoa, Cnidaria, Anthozoa, Malacalcyonacea, Plexauridae. The record is from the annotation of a GenBank genome assembly.